Betta splendens (Siamese fighting fish) is the source of this 4767-nucleotide messenger RNA. It is a transcript of the gene phactr4a, whose product is annotated as phosphatase and actin regulator 4a. Gene Ontology annotation, molecular function: actin binding. The record is from RefSeq and is a predicted model, not a curated record. Gene Ontology annotation, biological process: neural crest cell migration; actin cytoskeleton organization. Bases 581 to 3850 code for a protein of 1089 amino acids. NCBI's taxonomy places the organism in Eukaryota, Metazoa, Chordata, Actinopteri, Anabantiformes, Osphronemidae. The transcript has 16 exons.
CCACUACCACAAUCUUGACCGAAGCGUACCCAGACUGUGCCACUUGCUUACGUCACAGGACUCCUUUGGUCACGUGGUUUUUGAGGUUUGCGUUCAGAUUUUUUUUUUUUCCAGGUGGGGGAGCAGGCAUGUUACACACGUGCGCAUGCGCAACAGCAGAUAAUCUUCCUACCGAAUAAACUCACAUUCAGCUGCUAACUCACUGUGGAACAAAGUGUUGGGGAGUUAAACGCACAUUUAACGUCGACUUCAGGAUUUUCUAUCAACUUUAUUUUGCUUGGCUCAGAUAGUGACUUAUCGGACUUUGGGAUAGAAGGUAGUUUGAUACUGGAGCUAGUUCCGCCUUACUUCACCCCCCUAUGAUGGAAAGCGGCGACAAGUGUCAAAAGUAAUCAGUGGUGAACGACACAAGGAAAACGGGCAUCCGCACAAGUUUACAUGCUAUUACAAAAGCAGCCCUGUGAUCACUUUGCUGCCAAGAAGUCCCAGACUGCAAAGACAUCAUUUGUGGGGUGGAUUUCAUCAAACAUUGAUGAUCUUUAAUAGAAGGGCUGUUGAGGACUGAGUUUUGGACACUGUGAUGGAAAACCCAGAUGAUGAGGUUGACCUACAACACACCUCAACAGGGGGAGAAGAAGGAAACUCUGGGGGGGCAACGCCGCCAAACAAGCGCAAGGGCAAGUUCUCCAAAAUGGGAAAUAUCUUCAAGCCCUGGAAGUGGAAGAAGAAGAAGCAAAGUGAGAAGUUCACUGAGACAUCUAUAGCUUUGGAAAGAAAGAUCUCUGUCAGAAAAAGUCGCCAAGAACUAAUUGACAGAGGGCUUCUAAAGGACAUCCCAGAAAAUGAGAGCAAUAAUGUGAACAACUCCAAAGCUCAACCAGUAAAAAAUGGCCAUCCUGUGCCAGCGGCUAUGGACAGAAUAUCGGAGUCGACUGUACGAGUGUCUCGAGGGGAGUCUGACAUGAAGGUGAACCCACUCAGGCUCCCAGUAGACGAUCGUCGUAACAGAGCUUUGUCUGAUGCCUCACGAAAUAACCGCGCACCUCUGGAUGUGGACUCUCAUGCAAGGCUUUCUCUAGGUGUAGAAAAUAUAGCUCGUAUACCUUCAGAUGUUGAUAGGAAGGUGGGGUCUUUACCUAGAGGACCUCUUCAAGAUGAUAGGUUCCGCAGAGAAGAGAGGAGAGAUGGAAAAGAUGACAGAGAAGACAGAGGAAGAAAGGACAGGGAAGAUAUGGAAAGAAGAGACAGGGAUGAGGGAAGGGAGCGUAGGGAGGAUAGAGACGAAAAGCGAGAUAGGAGAGAUGAGAGGACAGACCGAGACAAUAGAGAAAGGAGGGAACGGGACGAGCGAGAAAGAAGGGAUCGGGACAAGAAGGAUAGGAGGGAAUGGGAAGAGAGAGAGAGAAAAGAACGGGAUGAGAGGGACAGGAGGGAAUGGGAAGAGAGAGAGAGAAGAGAACGGGAUGAGAGGGACAGGAGGGAUCGAGAAGAGAGAGAGCGAAGGGAUCGGGAUGAGCGGGACAGAAGGGAUCGGGAAGAGAGGGAGAGAGAGAGGAGGGAUCGGGACGAGCGGGACAGGAGGGAUCAGGAAGACAGAGAGCGGAGGGAUCGGGACGAGAGGGACAGAAGGGAUCGAGAAGAAAGGGAGAGAGAGAGGAGAGAAGAUAAGGAGCGGCGACUUGAGAGAGAAAGAAGAGAGAACAGAGAUGACAGAGAGAAUAACAGGGAGAGGAAAGAUGAACGAGACAGGAGAGUGGAGGCUGGAGAGUGGGCCAGGAGAAAUGAGGACCGGGAGAGGAGCGAAAAGCUGGAUGACUUGCGGCCUAUAGUAAGGCCUCUGUCUGAGAUGGACUUGAGGCCUCCUCUGCUGAAAUCUUCCUCAGAAGAAUUGAAGAAGUCACGUCCUGCCUCAGAGGCUGACUGGAGGAGCACCCUGCCCAGAUAUGCCCCAGCUGCAGAGUUCAGAGAACGGUCAGAGUCUGCUGGCGUCCGCUUCGUCCAUGACCCUCCUCCCAAAGAGCAGGCACAUGAUCCUCCCCCACCCAAACAGGCUUUACUUCCACCCAAAGUCCUCCCCGCUCCUACUGACUUGGCCAGGAGUCCAACCCCCUCCUCUUCAUCCUCCUCCUCUUCUUCCACCUCCUCAUCCUCUGCUCCUGUAGCUGUGUCCAAGCCGCCGAGGACUGUCUCUCUAAUAGUUGAUGACGCCGCUAGGCCCAUACUUACAGCUUCUUCCUCAGAUGACUCUGUCAAGCCUCCCCCCAUCCCUCCCCACGCUAAGCUUCAGCCUCCUGUCCCUCCACCUAAACCCACCAAUCGCAACAGCAACCCCUCACUGCAUGCUCCCUCAUUGAACAGGGCCUGUAAAGCCAUGCAGCCUUGUUACUGGACCAGCUGGCGACGCCAGAGUGAGCUUGGCCUCUACCUCUCUUUACCUGUGUACCUGCCACACAGGGGUAGGCAGACCAGCUCAGCCGAACUUCCACAGCCUGGAAUGGCAGUCAAUAUACCAGCUAAGCGUUCUCCUCCUCCGCCUCCAAAGAGGAUGACCCCCAUCAACAAGCGCAAUUCUGCAGAUCCCUCCCCUCCCAGUCAGGCCCCAGAAGGCACUACCUCAGAGGCAGCUGCUGCCGUUGUAUCUGUACCCCCUGUUCACCCCAAAGGAGAUAAUGGUGAGGACAAAACUGUCAAGGACAAAGCAGCUCCUCCAGCGUCCACUGAGCGUCCUCCAGCGUCCACUGAGCGUCCUCCAGCGUCCACUGAGCGUCCUCCAUCACCGCCCUCCCAUGUACCUCCAUCUCCUCCCAGGGUGCAGUCACUUCAGCAACCCAGCAUCGCCCCACCUGGCCCUGUGCCUACCGUUCAGACUGAUCCCCCCACCCCAACCACAGACCCUCCCACCCAGGCUCCAUUAAUCCCCCUACACAUUCGCAUUCAGAGAGCACUGACCAGCCCCGGCCCAGUUCAGCCCAAUCCUGAUGGCUCCCAGAGGGCCCAUUCACUACUGUUUGAGUCUCCUCCAGAUGUGUUCGUAGAGACUGGGGGUAACUCGCGGUUCUCUCUGCCUAUUACCAUCGAACCUCUUAAGUUGCCGGAGGACGAUGAUUUCGACAUGGAAGAGGAACUCCAGAAGCUUUACCCCAAGAGGCUGAAAACCAGAAAACCUGAGUUUGAACCCCGCAGCAGGAGAGCUAUGAUUGGGGACGACAAAGUCAGUGUCAUCCCUGAGAUCAGUGGCCCAGGGGAGGACAGCGAGGAGGAUUCUGACUCUGAUGGCCCCGUCCUGUACAGAAAAGAUGAUGAGGAGGAGGAUGAAGACGAAGGCCCUCCAAGUGGUCUGGCAAACCGUGUCAAACGGAAGGACACGCUGGCCUUGAGGCUGGAGAGACAAGAGAAGGAGAAAGAGAACAGGAACGCUCAGGAGGAUAAUGAGAAUAUGAGUUGGCACAACCAGGAGCAGUGGGUGGCAGUGAGGAACAAGAUCGGCACCGCACUCACACGGCGUCUCAGUCAGAGACCGUCAGCAGAAGAGUUGGAGCAGAGGAACAUUCUUCAAGCCAAGAAUGAAGCUGACCGUCGACUGGAGAGAUCCGAGAUCAAACGGCGGCUGACUAGAAAGCUGUCCCAGAGGCCGACCAUAGCCGAGCUCCAGGCGAGGAAGAUCCUGCGCUUCCAUGAGUACGUGGAGUCCACGCACGCUGAAGACUACGACCGCCGAGCUGAUAAACCAUGGACCAAGCUGACACCUGCUGACAAGGCUGCUAUUCGAAAGGAGCUCAAUGAAUUCAAGAGUGCAGAGAUGGAGGUUCACGAAAAGAGCAAGAUUUAUACCCGGUUCCAUCGACCUUAGCUGUCUAUGCUGACUAGGAAAGCACUUGGACCUUCUCUGCACUCUGAUCUAACGAUGGCUCAUUUGGUUCGACUAUUAUUAUGUUUUGAUGCUGAUGCCAACACUGACGUCUCUGACAAUGAGAAUCAAAGCAAACAAAGCCACAGACCAGAUCAGCUGCAGCUGGAAGUUACACCGUGGAACUAAGGACAAGAGGAGUUUUUUGUUGCACGAGGGUUGUCACUAAAAGAACGAGAACUCCCCUCAUCUGCCUUGUACUUGGGGCUCAAAGAGUUUAAAGUAGAUAAGACAGAGGGUAAAAAAAACUUCCCAUCAUGCCUUCACAAACUGUGAGUGCACUUCUUACGGUACGACCUAGUCUGGACUCUAAUGAAACUCCAUAUUUUUGUGUUGGUACUACAAAGGUUCAUCACUAGCCUUACUCCUCGUACGAUUGUUGUAAUUUGAGGUACAGCAAUUUAUUUAAUCCUCACUGAGAUGUGAGACUGAUUGCAAACUAAUAAUGUGCAUUUUACUGUAUUUACUUUGACAGAAAUGACAAAUUCAUGGAGCACAUAUUACUGGAUUAUGUAAUAAGGCACCUUAUGUCCUUUUAUGGCGUUCAAGGAUGACAAAGGUUUCAAGCCACUAAUUGUAUGUUUAUAAUUAAAUAAUUAAAGCAGGACAAUGUACAUGUUUUUAUCUUCCUGGCUGUUUUUACGGUACCCUGCGCAUGCAGGUCAGUAGAUGGCUGCAGUUCUAGAUUUGAACGACUUCAUAUUGAUGCUGACACAUUUUGUCUGUAAAGUGUAUCUCAGAUUAUUUUUAAGCAGUAAUGGUACAAAUCCGCUUUUAUACAGAGGUGUUUAACACUUUUUGCAACUGCACUGUAAUACACGAACAUUUGACUCUGAAAUUAAAAAAUUCUGUGAUUUUCA